This is a messenger RNA of Paramecium sonneborni, 609 nucleotides long. The record is from the annotation of a GenBank genome assembly. Lineage: Eukaryota; Ciliophora; Oligohymenophorea; Peniculida; Parameciidae.
GAUUUAAUAAAAAAGGUGAAUGAAAAAAGGAAAGUGCUAAAAUUGAUAAAAAAUGAAGUUUAUUCCAUUGUGCUGCACUAUUUUGGAAUAGUUUUAGUCAUUUUUUAUGAACAACAACCAAUGAAAAUUUAGAUAUACAAUUAUCCUUAAUCAGCCAAUCAGAUUUAAGAAUUUUCUUUAAAAUAGCGCUUAGGUAUUCAGUUUAAAAUAUUAAUUAAAAUGGCUCCAUCAAAAUCACCAAAAGCAGAAGCAAAAAAAACAGUAAAGACUGUUAAAACAAAAAAAACAACAACAAAUGAUAAGAAGAAGGCAAGAAGAAGAUAAGAAACUUUUGCAUUAUAUAUCUAUAAAGUUUUAAGAUAAGUUCACCCAGAGAUUGGUGUUUCUAGAAAGGCUAUGAAUAUCAUGAAUUCAUUUAUUAAUGAUAUUUUUGAUAGAAUUGCACUUGAAGCUAGCAAAUUAGUCAGAUUUAAUAAGAGAAGAACCCUUAGUUCAAGAGAAAUCUAAACUGCUGUUAAAUUAUUACUUCCAGGAGAAUUGGCCCGACAUGCCAUUUCAGAAGGAACUAAAGCAGUCACAAAAUAUACAAGUGGAUGAUUUUUUAAUUUU